Molecule: messenger RNA, 475 nt
Organism: Scaptodrosophila lebanonensis
Lineage: Eukaryota; Metazoa; Arthropoda; Insecta; Diptera; Drosophilidae
Exons: 2
Coding region: 59-316 (85 amino acids)
Molecular function (GO): chitin binding
Source: RefSeq, a predicted model, not a curated record
UUUGUAUGUUUGUUUUGGGAACCGUUUUGCAGCGCCUUUUUAAGAAUAAUCCAUUCUAAUGUCCCAGCGACCGCUACAGAUUCGCGACGACAACGGCGAGCCCGGCUGCAAGACGACCGAUGAACGCCAUCAACGCUUUCGCCAUUUCUGGGAUCCUUCAGCCUACUGGCAAUGUGGCGCUACUCCAGACCAGCCCGCACAAAUCAAACAUUGCGCCAGCAAUGAGCUUUACUAUGAUGUGGCAAAGAGUUGUGUGAAAUGGAAGGACUGGAAAUGGACCGAGCCACAGGAGCCACCCACAAAGCCCGAUAAAUAAAUGUUUCGAAAAAUACCCGCAUAUCUGUUUAAUACAUUCAUGUGCAAUCAUCUCAUCCCCCAACCCCAUCCCCAGGCCAACUCCUCUCCACAGACACACCCCACCCCCAACGCACAUUUACAGAACAAAUUGUCGAAAAUUUAAUUAAAAAACACUUUU